This is a messenger RNA of Rana temporaria (common frog), 1924 nucleotides long. RefSeq names its product paired like homeodomain 3 (gene PITX3). Gene Ontology annotation, cellular component: nucleus. Lineage: Eukaryota; Metazoa; Chordata; Amphibia; Anura; Ranidae. The record is from RefSeq and is a predicted model, not a curated record. Gene Ontology annotation, molecular function: DNA-binding transcription factor activity, RNA polymerase II-specific; RNA polymerase II cis-regulatory region sequence-specific DNA binding. The transcript is spliced from 4 exons. Bases 234 to 1112 code for a protein of 292 amino acids. Gene Ontology annotation, biological process: anatomical structure morphogenesis; regulation of transcription by RNA polymerase II.
UGGCUGUGGAUAGGGGCGCCCGCUGCCUACAAUAAAGUGAAUGGGAAGCAGUCCGCCUGGAAUCUCCUCCACUCUCUGUGCAUGUCACAAAGCACACUAAGCAGGAUCACAGCAGGACUAAACUAUUACAGCAGCAGCAGCAGCCAGCCUAUCUAUUCUCAUCCACUCUCUUCUCCAAGCAGGAUUAGUCCAGGAACCCUCUGAACCCCAACGUUGUCACUUUGUACCGCCUGAUGGAUUUCAACCUUCUAACAGACUCGGAGGCUCGCAGUCCUGCCCUCUCUCUGUCUGACUCUGGAACACCUCAACAUGAUCACAGCUGCAAGGGGCAGGAUCACAGCGACACAGAAAAGUCUCAACAAAACCAAACAGAUGACUCCAAUCCUGAAGAUGGAUCACUUAAGAAGAAACAGAGGAGGCAGAGGACACAUUUUACUAGUCAACAACUCCAAGAGCUUGAGGCCACCUUCCAGAGGAACCGUUACCCAGACAUGAGCACCAGGGAGGAAAUCGCAGUUUGGACCAAUCUCACAGAGGCCAGAGUUAGGGUAUGGUUCAAGAACCGGAGAGCCAAGUGGAGAAAACGAGAACGAAAUCAGCAAGCUGAACUUUGCAAGAAUAGCUUUGGAGCCCAGUUUAAUGGACUUAUGCAGCCCUAUGAUGACAUGUACUCUGGAUACUCUUAUAACAACUGGGCUACCAAAAGUCUUGCAACUAGUCCCCUCUCUGCUAAAAGCUUUCCAUUUUUUAACUCCAUGAAUGUAAGUCCUUUGUCAUCCCAACCAAUGUUCUCUCCACCCAACUCAAUAGCCUCUAUGACUAUGCCUUCUUCUAUGGUUCCAUCAGCAGUGACUGGAGUUCCUGGCUCUGGCCUUAAUAAUUUGGGGAAUAUCAACAACCUUAACAGCCCCAGUCUCAAUUCUGCUGUCUCAGCCAGUGCCUGCCCCUAUGCCUCUUCAGCAAGUCCCUACAUGUACAGGGACACAUGCAACUCAAGCCUUGCAAGUUUAAGGCUGAAAGCUAAACAACAUGCUAACUUCACGUACCCAGCAGUACAGACUCCGGCUUCAAAUCUAAGCCCAUGUCAGUAUGCUGUGGACCGGCCAGUAUGAACGACCACAUACCAAAGACUCAAUGGUAGCCAUAAUACAGAAGACCUUAUUGUCCUGCAGUGGAUGCCUUUUUAAAAGUCAAAAACAAAGGGCAUAACAUUUUUCUGAGGAACCAUUUCCAUUUUGAAAAUGACAAAACUGCAGACUUUAUUAUAAUUUGAGUUCAAGAGGACAUUCUUUAUGAAUUGCUCAGAGGAAGACAGUGUUUCCAAUCCAAAGAAAAACUGAAUUCCAAGAUCUUGAGUACUCUUGGUUCACAAGGCAAGCUGUUUAAUUGUUGUGCAGUUUUGAUUGAACAGGAAGUUGUCAGGCUCCCCUAUUUUGUACAGUUUACCUAAACUAGAGACGUAAAAUAUGUAAUAGAAUAUUUCAAUGCAAAAAAGUCACCAAGUCUACUUAUUUAUCACAAGGAUAAUCCAAACAGCCAACAGUACAGAGCAACAAAUGCUGCACAUAUAUGCAAACAUAUGCAUGACUGUGGCAAUUGUCCAGUGGGGAGCCACAAAUGUAAUCUAAGAAAAUAGGAUGUAUAUAUAUUAUAUAAAGUAUAAGAUGAACCUUUUUUUCUUGUUUUUGUAUGUGGAUUUAUCUAUAAAAUAGAAUUUAAACAUAAGGCGAUGCAUGUCCCAGUUGAAGCAGACUCCCACAGCAUUUUUGGCAAUGAUGUUUUGCAAGCCUGCUUCAGAUACUUUGAAAGUGUAACUUUUAAUAAUGGUCAUUUUUCUUUCAACAAGCUUCAGUGUCGCUCUCUGUCUUUUCUCCCCAAGUUCCAUUUGAAACACACAAAAAAAAUAAAAAAAAUGUUGCAGAAA